GAAGAAGAUAUGGUUUUCGUUUUCCCUUCCGUUCGCUUUCCAAUUUGCACCAUGUGAACACAACCUUCCACUCCAAAGUCCAACUUCAAUUGCAACUUAGCAAAAUAUCUCCCUUAAUCACAUCUCCCAUUUCUCUAUAAGAUCUUCAAUUCCAUGCCCUGCAAUUAUGAAAAGCGCAAGAUUCAGCAUCAGAACUGGACGAAGAAGACUAUCACCGAUGACGAAUUUCGUCGUCCAAGUUCUACUGGGCCGAUGGUUCACCGUCUUCGCGUCUUUACUCAUCAUGUCCGUUUCCGGCGCCACCUACAUGUUCGCACUUUACUCCGCCGACAUCAAAUCCUCCUUGAAUUACGAUCAGACCACUCUCAACCUUAUCGGCUUCUUUAAGGAUCUGGGUUCCAAUGUCGGAGUCUUUUCCGGCCUCAUCACUGAAAUUACUCCGCCUUGGGUUGUUCUCUUCAUCGGUGGGGUGAUGAAUUUCUUUGGGUAUUUCAUGAUCUGGCUUUCUGUCACUCACCGAAUCCCCAAACCCAAAUUGCCGGCCAUGUGUUUGUUUAUAUGCCUAGGUGCCAAUUCUCAGACCUUUGCUAAUACAGGGGCUUUGAUCCCUUCUGUGAAGAAUUUCCCUCAGAAUCGAGGUAAUGUAUUGGGUUUAUUGAAAGGGUUUGUUGGGUUAAGUGGGGCAAUUUUGACUCAGAUUUACCAUGCUUUUUAUGGGGAUGAUUCUAAGGAUUUUAUCUUGCUUAUUGCUUGGUUGCCUACUGCUGUAUCCUUCCUGCUUCUUCGGAUUGUUAGAGUAGUGGAAGUGAACCCAAUAUUCAAAUCCAAUGAUCUAAAAAAUUUCUAUUCUAUGCUCUACAUUUCCCUUGGUCUUGCUGGCUUCCUCAUGAUUUUGAUUAUUAUUCAAAAUGAACUCAUGUUUACUAGAAUUCAGUAUUUGGGUUGUGCGUUUGUUCUCCUAGCCUUUCUUUUUCUUCCCCUUGUUGUUGUUAUAAGAGAAGAAUUCAGCAGUAGGAAGAGGAAAUUGCAAGGUGUGGAUUUAACUUCUUGGCUUCCAGUUCCACCAGACCCAUCUCCAGCUGAAUUACCAUUGCCUAGACCUUCAAAUUCUUCAAGUUCUUGCUUUGAAAAUGUUUUCAGACCGCCGGAAAGGGGAGAGGACUACACCAUUUUGCAAGCAAUCUUCAGUGUAGAUAUGUUGAUUCUGUUUGUUGCUACAAUUUGUGGGGCUGGUGGGACUUUGACUGCAAUGGACAACUUGGGUCAAAUAGGCAGCUCCCUUGGCUACUCAACCCAUACCAUUUCUACUUUCACUUCUCUAGUGAGUAUAUGGGGCUUUCUCGGUCGAGCAUUUUCGGGUUAUGCUUCUGAAUUCUUAUGGACGAAGUAUAACUUCUCUCGCCCUUUGUUCCUCACUCUUCUGCUUCUUCUCUCUUGUGUUGGUCAUCUUCUAAUUUCCUUUGGAGUCCCAACCUCCCUUUAUUUUGCUUCAGUGAUCAUUGGAUUUUGCUUUGGUGCACAAUGGCCGUUGAUUUUCGCCAUUGUUUCUGAAUUAUUUGGCUUGAAAUACUAUGCAACUUUGUAUAGCAUAAGCGGCAUUGCUAGCCCAGUUGGCUCAUACAUUUUCAAUGUGAAAGUAGCUGGCUAUUUAUACGACCAAGAGGCUAGAAAGCAAAUGGCAGCCAUUGGUCUUAAAAGUGUUGCUGGUAGAGACUUAGCCUGUGUCGGCGUCCAUUGUUACAGAUUAGCUUUCCUUAUAAUCUCUGCUGCAACCGUGUUCGGUUGUGUUGUUUCAUUCAUUUUGGUCCUUCGAACUUGGAAAUUCUACAAGGGUGAUAUCUAUAAGAAGUUUAGAGAGGAAAGAAAGGAAGCAGAAUGAUUAAGUUAGUAUUCCUGCUAUAGGCUUGCUUCUUCUGUGUAACGCUUUGUUCAACACACUCCGCGAUCUUGUUAUUUUUCUUCUGUUCCGACUUCUGAUAAAGAAGAAAUUACAGCCGGAGCCAGGAAUGUGAAAAGAUGGAAAGUUGUUCUAGUAUUGUAAGCUUUGUGAAGGGUAAAAUGUUGUCUUUUGUUGUGGCAAAGAUGGAGGGUAAGAUCUUCAUUUAGGGUAUUUUUCUUAGUGGUAUUAACACUGUUGAUACGAUCCAAAUACGAAACUGAACUUGUCGCGCGGCUUGUGCUCAGAGGAUCAGGAAUGGUGAAUUGCCAUUUGCUCAGAAGCCACAACUUAUGGAACAGGUGUUUAGUGUUUACUUUUGUUCAAUAUGGAGAUUGUUCAUCUUAGUUCUAUCAGAAGCUUUCCUCUUUUGCUUAUCAGUCAGUUAAAGAAGAAAGCUAAAAGUAUUUAUGAAAGAGGAUAAAGCCAUCAAGAAUAUUUCAGAAUAGGAUAUUUGUCCCAUUUCUUGGGGGGGCCCAAAAAAUUGUGAGGGUAGGAAUCGAAACAUCGAUCUUUUAGAUGGUAAUUAGUGGCCUUAUCUGGCUCGGAUUGGCUUGGUAAUAGGUUACCUGAAGUUCCUUUUUGUAAGUCUAUGUACCUUUGGAAAUCAUCUUUAUACAACCACAACAUUGAACUAAUUAAGUUGCUUAAUUGCAAAAAAGUCACCUUUAUAUUGGCUGGUUUUCUUAUCUGCUUUUGGAAAAUAAUGUGUGUGAAUGAGUUGUUCUUGUCUUGCUUCCCUCUUGCAAAGUUAUGGACUCUUUAAAAGACUUUGUCUCAUUUGAGCAAGCAAUCUUCUUCCCA
This is a messenger RNA of Benincasa hispida (wax gourd), 2740 nucleotides long. RefSeq names its product protein NUCLEAR FUSION DEFECTIVE 4-like. NCBI's taxonomy places the organism in Eukaryota, Viridiplantae, Streptophyta, Magnoliopsida, Cucurbitales, Cucurbitaceae. Gene Ontology annotation, cellular component: membrane. The record is from RefSeq and is a predicted model, not a curated record.